AUGGCGGCGACGGCGACGGUGACGGCGCCGGCGGCGAACACCAACUUCGUAGCGACGCCAGCGGCUCCGCAUCCUCGCCCCGGCGUGGCCCCCGCUCCCCGGCCCCCCUCCACCUUGGGUCCCGUCAAGUCGGAGGCCCCUCCGCCCCCCUCGUCCACUACUUCCGCCGCCGCCCCUGCCGCCGCCGCCGCAUCCGGACCGGAGGAUCCAUCCUACAUCAUCACCAUCCCGAGUUAUUCAGCGUGGUUCUCCUUCGACUCCAUCCACGACACUGAGCGCCGCCUCCUGCCGGAGUUCUUCGAGGGGGAGGCGGCGGCGGCGUCCGGGUGCCGGGGCCCGGGCGGGUACAAGUACUACCGCGACAGUCUGAUACGGAGGUUCCGGGCGCGGCCGGGUCGACGGCUCACGCUCACGGAGGCCAGGCGGGGACUUGUCGGCGACGUCGGCUCCGUCCGCCGCGUGUUCGACUUCCUUGAGGAAUGGGGACUCAUCAACUACGGCAAAGGUGCUUUGCCGUCGGGCUCAAAGCAGGCGAAAGAGAAGAGGGAAGAGGCCGCACCACAGUCGGCGUUGCCUUCUGCUGGGGCAACAGCACCCAGGAAGCUUUGUACCGGGUGCCGCACUGUGUGCGGGCUUGCUUACUUCGCCUGCGAGAAGGGAUAUAGAUUUGGUAAUAUGCAUGAAACAUUAAUGUCCAGAUAUGCGGAUAUUUGGGAUGGGACCACCUAUUAG
This is a messenger RNA of Panicum virgatum (switchgrass), 732 nucleotides long. RefSeq names its product SWI/SNF complex subunit SWI3B-like. Bases 1 to 732 code for a protein of 243 amino acids. The transcript is spliced from 3 exons. Lineage: Eukaryota; Viridiplantae; Streptophyta; Magnoliopsida; Poales; Poaceae. The record is from RefSeq and is a predicted model, not a curated record. Gene Ontology annotation, molecular function: protein binding.